AUGGAGCCACAGCCCAGGUGUUCGUCUCCAGAGCUUCUGAGAAUGGCUGCCUUUAACAACUUCGUGGAAGUUGGCGGCAAAGGCGGGCGGGCCCGGCUGGCAGCAACCGCGGCCUCCUCGCGUCUUUCCCCGCACCCCCUUCUGACGGGGGGGGGGAGCAGCACGGGCAAAAGGCCUCUGCUGGGAUGGGUGAAUGGGGCGCUGGCGAAUUGGGAACAGCUGUCUCGCCAGGAGGGGAACCUUCGGAGCUCAAUUCCUUUUUGCUCAUCUCUUCCCUGUCCGGAACUGACAAAGGGCCACAAAAGUCUUCACAAAAUCACAAAACAUUGGCAGGAUUGCUUCACUGGAGAACAGCCAGACAGAGUAACAAGCUCCCUCUCACACUCCCUGUGCUACUUCUACCUGCAACCCUCAGAGCCCAACCAGGGAUUGUCCCAGUUCUUCAUUAGAGGCUACCUGGAUGACCAGCCCAUCACUCGCUUUGACAGCCUCACCAGGAAGAUGGAGCCUCUGGUGCCCUGGAUGGAGGAGGUGGAGAAGGAGAGAUUUCUGGCUCCCGAGAGGGUCUUCAGGGCUGGCCUGGAGAAGUUAUCAAAACUGGACCAGCUUGCUGGAGGGCUUCACACCUGGCAGGCAAUUUUGGCCUGUCAGCUCUGGGAAGGCGGGAGCAAAGGAGGGUUUUUGCACUAUGGCUACGAUGGGAUGGACUUCAUCGGCUUCGACAAGGAGACCCUCGGAUGGAAGACAGCUCAGACCCAGGCCCAGAAGGUCAAAGAGGAGUGGGAGAAAGAUCCAGAGUGGUCAGAGAAAGUGAAAUCCUUCCUGGAGAAGGCCUGCAUUGAGUGGCUGCAGAGAUACCUGUCCUACUAGAAGGAAGCUCUCCAGAGGACAGAGCCCCCAGUGGGGAUGUUGACUCGUAAAGUGGUGGAUGAAAGCUUGGAGGUCCUCACCUGCCAGGCCUUUGGCUUCUACUCCAAGGAGAUCCAGGCCACCUGGACCAGAGAUGGAGAGGCCAGCCAGUAUGAG
This is a messenger RNA of Pantherophis guttatus, 1026 nucleotides long. The record is from RefSeq and is a predicted model, not a curated record. NCBI's taxonomy places the organism in Eukaryota, Metazoa, Chordata, Lepidosauria, Squamata, Colubridae.